This is a messenger RNA of Cladocopium goreaui, 1623 nucleotides long. The record is from the annotation of a GenBank genome assembly. NCBI's taxonomy places the organism in Eukaryota, Dinophyceae, Suessiales, Symbiodiniaceae.
AUGAGCCGCCUGGUGGCGCCGGGACUGUCCAUCCCAUCCCUGGCAGGUCCCAGGGUUGGUGGCUGUGCCAGUGGGGGUCCGGGGUUGGCACGACCUGGCCUGGCACCACCAGCGGCAGGGCGGCGGCCGCCAGGGCUGGGGUUGGCAGGGCCGGGGCCGGCAGGGCCAGGGCCAGCGCUGGGGCCUGGAUGGCACGCGCCAGUGAGCCCCAGUGAAUCCAGUGAUGAGACGAAGGAAGACACUUUCCAUGAGUAUCCCAGCUGGAAGCCCCGAAGCUCCCGUGCUGACAGCGACUCCGACGUGGUGCUCCUGGUGCCGAAGCCCGCGGAUUCUGUGCCGCCUUCAGGGCCCCGCCCAGGCCGUGCUGGGGACGGCCUUGGUGGGGCCCUGUCCACCUUCGGAGCCCCAGCGGAGUGGUGGCACGACUCCAUCAUCCUAGGCCGCUUGAGUGCCCUGGCGCUGCGCUACUUUGCCUCUAGGGCCACGCUCAAACCCUGGAGGGCGUGGCUCCAACAUGUCCAACGUGCUCGAGAAAAGCAUGGCUUUUACAUUCGCAGCCAAAAGCAAUUGGCCCUUCGUACCUGGCAUCGGAAUUCCGUGCGCCAUGGCCGGCGGAUGCAGAACAAGUUGCCACUCAUUUUAGCCUUGCAGAAGGUCGUGCAGUCCAAUCUGCAGCCGGCAUGGAGGCGUUAUCGCCAGGCUGUCUUCUUGCAGCGGGAUGUGGAUCGGAGGUUGAGAUUGCUUCACAUUAUCCGCUGGAAGAUGAUGAACACCAUGGCGCAGGUUCACUACUGUCAAACGCUGCAACGCUUGGGAUUGGCUGGCUUGUGGUUGGCGUCCAAGAGCAAGGACGUUGCAUCACGCUCUCCAUCUCCAGCCAACUCGCCAGAGGUUGGGUGGAGCUCGGCCAAGAGCCAUGUCCAGCAGGUCGUGAGCCGAGCGUGGCGGAAAUGGUGGUUUGCAACACGCAUGUGGCUGACCUCUGCACAGUUCCGGGAGCGCGCGCUUGAGGCCUGGCUUGCCGGUGAAUGCUCCACCCCACGGUCCAUGGUGGUGGCAGAGGCCUUCGAGGGCGAGGACGCUGGACCCAUGGCUUUGGACCCGGUGGCCACACCCAUGUCGACGCUGUUUCCCAGGGAUCUUCCAGUGAGCACCAGACUCUCUCAGUUUUCGCUGGAAGGCAUCUCUAAGUCGCAUGCCGACUUCCAGGCACCAGUGGUGUUGCAACAUGCGGUGGAGGACUCUGGAUUCACUGCAUCCCUGCCGCGGGUUCGUGCCCCCCGACAGAAGUCUCGCCCAUGGAACCGAAACGAGGAGGUGUCCACCGGGGCUUUCCAGUCAUUUGGCAGGUCACGAUCAUACUCGGGCCGCAAGGCCUUUGAUCAACAUCUCGGCGCUGAUGUUCAGUGUCCGAGCAGGCACGACUCAGUGGUCUCCGAUGAGGAGGUCGCCUUUGUCAAUGAUGUGGGGCUGUCAACGGACAGCACUGGGAGGGACUCCAAAAUUGGACUUCUGCCACGCAGUGAUCGAGGAAGUCCGAUGCCUGAUUCGCCUGGUAACAACUACUGGGCGAUGCGCCGCAGCAUUUCAAGACCUUCGGUCCUGAAAACACGCUGCCGGUGA